Ascochyta rabiei is the source of this 663-nucleotide messenger RNA. RefSeq lists its product as uncharacterized. Bases 1 to 663 code for a protein of 220 amino acids. The record is from RefSeq and is a predicted model, not a curated record. Lineage: Eukaryota; Fungi; Ascomycota; Dothideomycetes; Pleosporales; Didymellaceae. The transcript is spliced from 2 exons.
AUGCAGAAGGAAGCCCCCAAGAACUUUGUGCUAUGGAACUCUCUAAAGCCCGACAUGCUGCCGCACACAACCCAGUCUGGUGAUGCGUACGUUACGAGUCACAGAGCGAUCGAGAGCUCCCGCCCUGCCAGCAUCACUCUGCCUCGCGCAGUAUCGGUCCGUACCGACGUGAAAGGGAAGAUAGAGCCCAUUGUUCAGUCCACCUCUGAUAGUACACAACAAGGUGCCGAAGAAGCCAAGCGCAAUCUUGCCGAGUUGCUCUUUAGAGAUUCCGCGAACGCUAGCCUGCUAUUACACGAGAGUAGUUCCAGACGCACAUCGUCGUCACGAGGGCCUACGCCAUCGCGUGCGGAAACCACUUGUGAAGUCAUGAAUAUUAGUCCAGAGGACAUCGUAACAUCGCUCCGCCUGAAUGUUGCUGAGAACGAAGCCAGGGACAGGAGGUUGGCUGAAAACGAGAACCGGCGGGUUGAGCUCGAAGCGGAGCUGGAAGACCUCAAGGAAGAAGCAGUCAUACUGAAGAAUGCUCUUCAACAGUCCAAGUAUGAGCGCUGGAACUUACGCUCAUCACUUUCAAAAAGAGAUCUCGCAUUACUCCAGCUGGGCCAGGAUCUUGUGCAGGGAGGAAAGCGGCUGCUCUUUGAUGAUUCAGAUGAGGAAUGA